Molecule: messenger RNA, 4314 nt
Organism: Larimichthys crocea (large yellow croaker)
Lineage: Eukaryota; Metazoa; Chordata; Actinopteri; Sciaenidae
Product: AFG3-like protein 1
Exons: 17
Coding region: 99-2480 (793 amino acids)
Biological process (GO): mitochondrial protein processing
Cellular component (GO): membrane; m-AAA complex
Molecular function (GO): ATP hydrolysis activity; ATP binding; ATP-dependent peptidase activity
Source: RefSeq, a predicted model, not a curated record
UCUCGCGAGAUGUGGGGCUGUUGCUGGGGUCCGGUUCACGGUACUUCUUGAUACCUCGUUAAUCAGUCCCGUGAAGCCGAGAGGCACGUACAGACACGAUGGGACUCCUGUGCGUGAGUGUCGGGACAUUUCGGAACCGGGUUCGGUCGGUCCGGACGUGGAGCCGAGAUUUAUCCACUAUUUCGGCUACUUUACGCAACAGCUGCGCACGCGCGUCGAAGACGUCACCGAUCCAAAGGAGAUGUGGAGUAUUACACAGUUUCCCACUUGCUCGGUUACUUAGCUCAAACAAACCACCAAAAGGUUUUGAAAAGUUUUUCCCAAAGAGUGAAGAAAGCACCGGUGUCAACAAGUCAUCCGAAGAUGAAAGUCCUAAAGAGCAGGAAUCUCUUGUAAGGGAAGGGCAGGACCCGAAUGAUGAUGAGGAUGAAAGACAAAGAGGAAGAAAAAAGGAGGAAUCACACUGGUGGACACGUUUUCAGGCUGAUUUUCCCUGGAAUGAAAGAGCAGUUUGGAACAUUGCAAUCGGUGCAGCAGGCAUGACCUCAGCUUUUUUAUACUUAUACUUCAGAGAGACCGGCGCCCAAAUCUCCUGGAAGGACUUUGUGCACUACUACUUGAGCAGGAACUUGGUGAAUCACCUGGAGGUUGUCAAUAAACAAUAUGUCAAAGUUAUUCCUGCCCCCGGAGUGAACUCAUCAGAAGUGAACUAUUUGUGGUUCAACAUUGGCAGUGUUGACUCAUUUGAGCAUAACCUGGAGAUGGCUCAGCAAGAAAUGGGUCUGGACUGCACACAGAGAGUACCUGUAUUCUACACUAGUGAAAGUGAUGGGACACUCCUUUUCAGCAUUCUCCCAACCUUAAUGCUGGUCGGGUUUUUACUUUUUGCCACACGGCACGGAAUGGCAGGAGGUCGUGGAAGUAAGGGGGGAGGAAACCCCUUUAGCAUGAGCGAAUCCAAAGCCAAGAUAAUAAGAGACAAUAUCAGCGUUCGAUUCAAGGAUGUUGCAGGCUGUGAGGAGGCCAAAUUGGAGAUUUUGGAAUUUGUCAACUUCCUAAAGAACCCGCGGCAGUACCAGAACCUAGGAGCCAAAAUCCCAAAGGGUGCAGUGCUAUCAGGUCCACCUGGUACUGGCAAGACAUUGCUCGCAAAAGCUACUGCGGGAGAGGCAAACGUCCCCUUCAUCACUGUCAAUGGCUCAGAGUUCCAGGAAAUGUUUGUUGGCGUGGGCCCAGCAAGGAUUAGGGAUAUGUUUGCCACAGCUCGAAAAAAUGCCCCCUGCAUCCUUUUUAUUGAUGAGAUUGACGCAGUGGGCAGAAAGAGAGGCAGAGGGAACUUUGGUGACCAGAGUGAGCAGGAAAACACCCUCAAUCAGUUGCUUGUGGAAAUGGAUGGAUUCAACAGUAACACUAAUGUGGUUGUUUUAGCUGGAACCAAUCGAGUUGAUAUCCUGGAUCCAGCUUUGAUGAGGCCUGGGCGCUUCGAUCGACACAUAUACUUAGGCCCACCAGAUAUUAAAGGCAGGGCGUCCAUCUUUAAGGUGCAUUUAAGACCUCUGAAGUUGGACUCCUGUAUAGAAGUAGAGGCUUUGGCCAGGAAGCUAGCUGCACUAACCCCAGGUUUUACUGGGGCUGAUAUUGCUAAUGUGUGUAAUGAAGCUGCCCUAAUAGCUGCACGUCACCUUAACCAACAUAUCAGCACAAAGCACUUUGAGCAGGCAGUCGAGAGAGUUAUUGGAGGUCUGGAGAAAAAGACUCAGGUACUACAGCUUCCAGAGAAGACUACUAUGGCCUAUCAUGAGGCUGGACAUGCUGUGACAGGCUGGUUUUUAGAACAUGCAGACCCCCUACUUAAGGUGUCCAUUGUUCCCAGAGGUAAAGGUCUGGGUUAUGCGCAGUAUCUCCCUAAGGAGCAGUAUCUGUUCACUCAGCAGCAGCUAUUCGACAGAAUGUGCAUGAUGCUGGGGGGUCGAGUGGCUGAGCAGGUUUUCUUUCAUCAAAUCACCACCGGGGCACAUGGUGACCUCAGGAAAGUCACGCAGUCUGCCUAUGCACAGGUUGUACAGUUUGGAAUGAACAAGGCAGUGGGUCAGGUGUCCUUUGACCUCCCUCAGCAGGGUGACAUAGUUACUGAGAAACCCUACAGUGAACCAACAGCCCAGCUUAUAGACCAGGAGGUGCGCUUGCUUAUCGAUGCUGCCUUCCAGCGAACACUACGGCUUAUCACAGAAAAGAAAGAAAUGGUGGAGAAGGUGGCAAAACAUCUUCUAGAAAAGGAGAUUCUGGACAAGGCUGACAUGGUGGAGCUGCUGGGAACUCGUCCCUUUCAAGAGAAGUCAACAUACGAGGAGUUUGUUGAAGGGCUGGGGGAAUGUGAUGAGGACACCUCUUUACCUAAAGGGCUAAAGGACUGGAACAAGAACAAAGGGGGUGAAAAACACCAGCAAAAUAGGCAAAACAAAUCUGCUCUUUAUCUGUAGGUGGACAUGCAGCCUCUGGGGCAAACGUUUCACUGGAUUUAGGUGGGGUUUUUUUUUUAUGCACAGCAGCAUCUGGUCCAGAGUGCAUCCCGUCAGGGCUCUAAAAAAAGAAAUCCGACGGGGGCUGCUGCAGAUGUGUUCAAUGGCCUAGAUUAGGCAAUUUUUAGUGUAGUUUUUAAUAUUCCAUCAGGAAUCCCCCCCCCCCCAAAAAAAAAAAAGACUCAUCAAUGUUAAAGCAAUACACAGUCAAUAAGCUUAAGGCUUCUGUGAAGAGGACAGUCUGUGGCUUACAUUUUACUCGAGGUGCCUUCUUCACUCCUCCUUCUCUUACACUCUGCAGUCCCACUGGCCUACAUAAAAAUCUACAGUCAUGGUCAGGAAAGUUACUGAGCUCAAGUUACAAAAGUAUUCAUGCUUUUUAAAAUGUAUAAUUAGUUGACAUCAUGUGACAUUAAUUGUGGUGUGUAUUUACAGUGCUGGUAUCAUGUGGUGGUAUCAUAUGAGUUAGAUUUUAUUCUGAGCCUCAGAUACAGCUUUGUUUAGUCUGUGGCCAAGAUUUCCAUAAAUCUAAUAAAAAUGCUUUUAGUGUCAGCCACCACAUGUCAUUAUGUUGAUGGCUAAAUAUGAAUGGCAAAUGAGCUUUCCUUCUCCUCUCCACAGAUGUUUAAGAUUUCAAAGGUAUUUUUGCUGUACUUUUGACUUUUUAAAAUCUUUCUCUGAUCGUAGUCUACCAGCAAACUCCUCAACCAGGUUUUUUUAAUAUGUCAGUAAAGCAGCUGUUAGAACAUUUUCUCUAUGCACAUAUAACUGAUAUUGGAUCACAUGUACUGUAGGUUUUCUUCUCCUCGGUGUCCCAUAGUAAUACCAGUCAACAGUGAUGUUGACAUCUAUUACUGAAGAAUAAUUACUUGAACUACUGAGCGAGUAAGAAUAAAAAAUAACCUAACAAGCUGCUGAAAUGUCUGCUCUAAAACAGAAUUUAACUCUCCCACGAACACACACACUACCUCACAGUCUGUAUUCUUAACUGCCUUGUAAAAUAACAUUAUCCGCUGAACAAUUAAUUGCUCACAAUACUCGCACUACAGUGGUUAAGCUAGUUGUUUUGUCCUUAUUGUUGUUGAUUAUAUGAAAUUACUUCCAGGCUGAUCCUUUCUGUAGUUUAUGUGGAUAACGCAACUCAGUCAAGGCUCAAAGUCAAAGUAGUGAGGGUUAAUUGGCUUCUCUGUGCUUGGAUUAGGUGUUCCUCUUCAUCUUAAUACCUUGAAAUAUCCUUUUUGCUAACAAACUGCUGUAAUUCAGUCAAUUGUGGCUUGUAUGUAAAUGUUUUCCCCAACUGUGACCAAGCAAGCUAAGCUUUAUAUAACUAUUCAUGUAGCAUUCUCAUUUUAUCUAUUUGAGAAUGACCAACAGAAGGGUUGGCUAUGCACUGUUUUCAUAAUGUUAACAGUGUCCUAAUGUUGAAGCCAGUAGCUCCUGAGCUGAGUAAACCAGUUCAGUAUAAAAAUGUACUGUAUUUGCUGUGUGGGGUCAUUUUUAAGAUUUUAGUCAGGGUUUCUAAUGGAUGGUGAAAGGACCCUGACCAGUGUCACACUGGUACAUUUCUGUCUCCAGUUUUGGAAUCCAGAUUAAAAAAAAACAUCUGGUUGUGUACAAAGAAACUGUGUGUUGUGCCUGUUUGACAAGGUACUGUUCUUGCUUUUGCUUGAUGAAUAUUUCUUUUACAUGUCAGUGAGGAUUAUUGAUUUUAUAGUGAAAUGUCAAUCACAGAUGAAAUAUUUGAAAUGUGACACUGUUGUGUCUCAUAAUAAUAUUAAACACAUUUUACACCACA